AUGGCUGUGUCCACUUCCCGCUCCGCUGUCCUGCGACGCCCAAGCUACCUGCUGCUGCCGCUGCUGUUAUCACCCCCGGGGACCGCUCGGCCCGGCCUGCGCCCGCAGUCCUCGGGACCACCUGCCAUGCAGCCGUCGCCGCCCGCCGCCCCACACUGGCUCUCGGGUCUGCGUUUCGACAACCGCGCUCUGCGCGCCCUGCCGGUGGAGGAGCCGCCGCCUGGCGGGGACUCGGCCCCGAGGCCCGUCCCGGGCGCCUGCUUCAGCCGCGUGCGGCCCUCUCCGCUGCGCCAGCCGCGUCUUGUGGCGUUCUCGGCCCCAGCGCUGGCCCUGCUUGGCCUCGACCCGCCGCCGCCGCUGGGAGCCGGGCCAGACCAGGAGGAACCGGAGGAAGCCGGGGAGACUCCUUCCCGUCGCGUAUCUAGUGCGGAGGCCGAGCUAGAGCUCUACUUCAGUGGCAAUGCGCUGCUUCCUGGAUCCGAGCCCGCCGCACACUGCUACUGCGGCCACCAGUUCGGCAGCUUCGCAGGGCAGCUGGGCGACGGCGCCGCAGUGUACCUGGGAGAGGUGCUGGGCGCCGCCGGGCAGCGCUGGGAGCUGCAGCUCAAGGGAGCCGGUCUCACUCCCUUCUCCCGGCAAGCCGAUGGCCGUAAAGUUCUGCGCUCCAGCAUACGGGAAUUCCUGUGCAGCGAGGCCAUGUUCCACCUGGGCAUCCCCACCACCCGGGCAGGCUCGUGCGUGACCUCGGAGUCCAAAGUGAUCCGGGACAUUUACUAUGACGGCAAUCCCAAAUACGAAAGCUGUGCCGUGGUGCUGCGGAUCGCCUCGACGUUCCUAAGGUUCGGCUCAUUUGAGAUUUUCAAGCCUCCUGAUGAGCACACCGGGCGGAAGGGCCCCAGCGUGGGUCGGAAUGACAUCCGGGUCCAAAUGCUCGACUACGUGAUCGGCAGUUUCUACCCAGAGAUCCAGGCCGCCCACGCACGAGACAGCAUGCAGAGGAACCUAGCCUUCUUCCGGGAGAUCACCCGGCGCACGGCGAGGCUGGUGGCCGACUGGCAGUGCGUGGGCUUCUGCCACGGCGUGCUGAACACGGACAACAUGAGCAUCGUGGGGCUCACCAUCGACUACGGGCCCUUCGGCUUCAUGGACAGGUACGACCCCGAUCACGUGUGCAACAGCUCGGACACGACGGGCCGCUACGCGUACAGCAAGCAGCCCGAGGUGUGCAAGUGGAACCUGCGCAAGCUGGCCGAGGCGCUGGUGCCCGAGCUGCCCCUGGAGCUCAGCGAGCCGGUCCUGGAGGAGUACGACGCCGAGUUCGACAAGCGCUAUUUGCACAAGAUGAGGCAGAAGCUGGGCCUGGUCCAGCUGCAGCUCGAGGAGGACCGGGAGCUGGCGGCGGCCCUCCUGGAGACCAUGCGCCUCACGGGGGCCGAUUUCACCAACACCUUCUGCCUCCUGAGCUCGUUCUCGGUGGCCCUGGAGCCUGCCCGCGAGGCCCACUUCAUGGACCGGCUGGCCCAGCAGUGCGCCUCCUUGGAGGAGCUGAAGCUGGCCUUCAGGCCGCAGAUGGAUCCCAGGCAGCUCUCCAUGAUGCUCAUGCUGGCUCAGUCCAACCCGCAGCUGUUCGCUCUCAUCGGCACCAAAGCGAGCGUCACCAGGGAGCUGGAGCGCAUCGAGCAGGCGUCCAAGCUGCAGGAGCUGUCCCCGGCCGAGCUCAUCCGGCGCAACCGCGAGCACUGGGACGCCUGGCUCCAGACGUACAGAGCGCGGCUGGAAAGGGACAGGCAGAGCGCGGGCAGUGCCAGCGGCUGGGACACGGAGCGGGUCCGAGUCAUGCGUGCGAACAACCCCCGCAUCGUCCUGAGGAACUACAUCGCGCAGAACGCCAUCGAGGCUGCGGAGCAGGGAGACUUCUCCGAGGUGCAGCGGGUGCUGAGGCUGCUGGAGAAGCCGUACGGGGAGCCGUGGGAGGACGACGCAGAUGGGCUCCUGGCGGCCGCGGCCGCAGCAGACAGCGGGGAGGCCGAGAGCCGCCGGUCCUACGGCCGGAAGCCGCCCCUGUGGGCCGCCGAGCUGUGUGUGACGUGAUCUUCGUAGCUGCCUUGGGGUGCUUCUCCCUCCAGCCAGGGAGAGUCUCCGAGGCUCCCGCAGGCGCUGCCGAGUCCCCGAAACAGUCCGUCUGGGGCCUCCCCGAUGGCUGCUUCUCCAUGAAGGCAGAGAUGUCCAGUCGGCUCCGACCCGUCUCUGUCCGACGCUGACUCGGCAGCCCGAGCUCCCAGACUGUGCCCCCUCCCCCACCCCCGCGCCCCCUCCCUCUGCCCCUCCCAGAAGCUGUUCACAGACCGAAGGCUGCAGGGCAGCUGGUCAGCGGCGGAGGGAGGGCCCCAGGCAGGGCGGACUCCCCCACAGGCCCGCUGACCUCUUCGGGCCAGGAAAGCUCCCCCCCCCCCAAGCCCCCAAUAAAAGGUCUCUUGGACGGA
Messenger RNA from Monodelphis domestica (gray short-tailed opossum), 2483 nucleotides. RefSeq names its product selenoprotein O (gene SELENOO). Lineage: Eukaryota; Metazoa; Chordata; Mammalia; Didelphimorphia; Didelphidae. The record is from RefSeq and is a predicted model, not a curated record.